Scatophagus argus is the source of this 4250-nucleotide messenger RNA. RefSeq names its product phospholipid phosphatase 5 (gene plpp5). Lineage: Eukaryota; Metazoa; Chordata; Actinopteri; Scatophagidae. Gene Ontology annotation, biological process: phospholipid metabolic process. Gene Ontology annotation, molecular function: phosphatidate phosphatase activity. The coding region runs from base 243 to 1043 and encodes 266 amino acids. The transcript is spliced from 8 exons. The record is from RefSeq and is a predicted model, not a curated record.
CGUUAGCUUUACACAGUGCUCAUCUCCACUGUGGCAUCCCUGUUUCUCUCCAGUCCACAUAUUCACGACUUCUACCGUCGGCAGAAUUAAAGGAUGUCGUGGCCUGAAUCAUGUUACUGGCACAUGUUAAUAUGAGGAUAAAGAGAUAAAUAAACGACCAGUUUGAGUUAAAUUAAGUGAAAUUGAAGUGGAGUGAUGAUGUUUGCUGUUGACUGAAGUCUCACUCAAAGUCAAGAAGCAAAAUGAAGAGGAGGCUGCUUCGUGGUUUCCUGUCGGAGGUUUCUGUCCGGAUGGUGCUGUUAGUUAUAUUCCUUGUGACAGAGCAGCUUCCUCCUUUCUACCGUGAGAUCCAGUCAGAGGAGAUGUGGUUGUAUAAAUUCCAUCGUGUGGAGAGAGACCACGUGCCCACCUCUCUUAUGUUUAGUGUGGCAGUUUUCACCCCACUGAUUGUAAUCGUGAUUUUCACCUUUCUGAAGAAGGCAGAGCGAGGAGAUCUAAAGGAGGCCACUCUGGCUGUGACUCUGACCCUGGUGCUGAAUGGAGUUUUCACCAACGUCAUUAAGCUUGUUGUUGGCAGGCCACGGCCAGACUUCUUCUAUCGCUGUUUUCCAGAUGGUCAGAUGAACCUGGAAUUGCGCUGCAGUGGUGACCCAGAUGUUGUAAUGGAGGGCAGGAAGAGCUUUCCCAGCGGACACUCCUCCUUUGCUUUUGCAGGUUUGGGUUUCACGGCGCUGUAUAUCGCAGGAAAGCUGCGCUGCUUCAAUGCAGCUGGCCAAGGCAGAGCGUGGCGGCUGUGUGCUUUCCUCACACCACUACUCGUCGCGACAGCGAUUGCCCUCUCGAGAACCUGCGACUACAAACACCACUGGCAAGAUGUAUUAGUGGGUUCUCUGCUGGGUCUUGCCUUUGCCUGGCUGUGUUAUAGACAGCACUACCCUCCACUUCAGGACCCUGACUGCCACAGACCUCUUCGUCACAGAGAGACUGUUCCUGCUGCACAAGAGCGUAAACUGGCCAACUCCAACUACAUCCUUCCCCUGUAGAGCGCCUGUAACUGGAUCACAGUCUUUACUGGUGUCAUGUAUUCAGGGUUAAAUGGUGAUCCUUUUAAUUCUGGUUUCCACACCCUUAGGGCUGGGUAGUAUAUCAAUAUUUAUCAUUGUAGCUGUACUGUGUAAAUUUUUUUGUGUGGUGAAAAGUAAGGUCAGAUAAUCCUGAAAGUCACACAUUUCUUUUGAUUGAUUUUUCAGACAUUUGAGAGUUGCUGUAAGUAACAACUCCAAUUGAACAGUUCAACGUGCUGGACUUCAACUACAUAUACAACUUGAAGUGUGAAUUUCUAAAUCUAAAUGGACAUUAUUACUUACAACAUUUACAAGUAUUGAAGGGCCUGGUGAAUACCGUGACACAUACUAAUAUCCAUCCAACCCUACACACUCUGUGUAUUGUGCCUAUAUUGUAGAUCACAUUGCUUCAAAGGCUCACAAUAGCUUAGCAGGUUAACUACACAAGCACUGCACUAGUAGUCCACUGCCCACCAGUCAAUGGCUCACCUGCUGUGAGGCAGUUUCUAAUUUUAGAUCACUAUUUUGCGAUUGUUUUUUAAACUUUUUCAGUAAACAGGGUUGAGACUUGAAAAAUCUACAGUAUUGGAUGUUUGUGCUUGAAUGUUCAUGACUGGAUUUGGGAAACUUGGUGCAUAGAAUUGGAGCUCCACAAAGAUGAGGCAAUAAAUCAAUUAGUCAAUGGACAGAAAAUUAAUCAACUACAAUUCUGAUAAUUGAUUUAUCUUUUAUUUAAUUUAUCAGCCAGUAAUGUAAAACAUUUGUUUGCAGCUUAUCAAAUGUAAAGUUUUUUGUCAUUUUAAAUUGAAUAUAUCAGGGUUGGACUGUCCAUAAGACAAUACGAGCAAUUUGAAGUGAAAAAUUCAGAUUUGUUAUUUUUUUGUAAUUUUUUAACCUUUAUCAGUCUAAAUUAUUAAUCAAACAUUUAAAAUACAGUAGUUAAACUAUUAGGCAUAACUAAAACAAUCAAUAUUUCUAACCCAAGCUCAAACAAUUCCAAUUAUUUACAAUUGAAAACUUUUAACUGCAUCUCAAAGCCCUCUUCAGCGAAUGGAGUUGGUUCCAGUGUGAUCACAAGCCGUAAAUUUAAAAUAACAAAUAUGGCUGGAAAAAAAAAUAGAUUCAAGGAGGGCAUCCUUGAGCCUGUACAGGGGCUACAAUCUCCACUGUAUGUAACCACUUAAAAUCAUGUGUCUGAAUGUUUAAAUUUAGGUAAGAUACCAGUUGAUACCACUUGAACCAGCUGAACUCACUAAGGGAGACUGAGAUAAGGUUGAAUGUUCAAUAUAAUCAUGGGCUCAUGGUACAUACCAGCAUAUGACCCAUUCCUGUCUGAAAGCAUACAUUUAGUUGCCUUUAUGUGUAAAGCAGGAUAAUCAAAACCACUUUUCACGUCUUUGAUCACCGCGGUUCAGCCCUACUGCCUCUGACUUGAGCGCUUUAAAUCUCCCUGUCUUCCUAUAUUAUAUUUUGAAUGUUUUCAUUCACGGAUAGUUUUAUUCAAAUCUGGAUAGGAUUCAUAUGCCCAGUCAAGUAUAAUGCCCUGAUGUAGCAGUUCCACUCAUCUCUUCACACAGUGUUGGCUGUAGUUUAAAAAUAAAAAAAGUAAAAGUAAUCACAUCUCCACAGUACAUCUGCUAGUAUGUCCACAAGUUAAAAUGACUGUAAAAGAACUAUGAGAUAAAUGUUUUGCUACAUCACUGGUCUCAGGCUUACUGUAGGUCCGGUUUUCGUUACUGCACGCUCUCCUGGCUGCCAACCCGUCUAAAGUGUGAAUGUUGACCAGAGGUGGAUAGACGUGGUGUAUAGGUGUUCAUUGCUGGAGUGACAGUGGAACCAGAUCUUUCUGAUCAACCUGAGUGAGAUCGGACUGUAACCACUUCAGGUGAUGGUGCUAGCCUCCCAGUGCUCCUGCUGGCAAGGCUUUCAGUCCUGUUAAUAGUUUUAUUGGCAUGUAAAAUUUGGUGUAAAAGUUUGUGCUUUUUUUUCUUUCUUUCUUUUUUUUGUUCCAACAACUGUCAUUUUAAAACGGUGAACUUUCUUGUUAAAUUUUGUCCUGUUUUAUCUUUUGGUUCAUUUUUGUAAAGUUGGUUUUCAAAUGGAAGGAACAUGCCAGCUGUUAUGUGUGAUGUGACUGUUUGUGCAAGUUGAAACACAAGAAACAACCAAAUCUCUUAUGUUUCUGUUGGUGCAUGAAACCAGACAAAGUUUUGCAGGGUCAAAGCACUUUUGCUUGUUGCUGUGAAGCAAGCGUAAAGCAGCUGGGUCACAGUGUCUUUAGACCAAACUUGGCAGGAAAAAAACUGAUGAAUUUGUGCCUUUGUUUACUACAUUAUUUUAUUACUCUGAAUGAAGUAUAUAUUGCAUGUUGCGGUGUUUCAUCUCUGUCAUGUUGGCUCUGUUCUCAAUCUUUUUUUUUUUAUUGUUUUACAGUGUAUAGAGGUCAGUUGGGAAGACACUACAUGAUGUUUAAAUGUGGCAUGCUGCCUUUCCUUACCUCAGAAAAAAUCUUCACUUUCCAUAGAUUUUGUUGCUGAUGGGUUCAAGUGUAAAGAUUUCAUGGUGGAAAUGUCAAAUUUACAACAGAGUAGCCAAGAGGAGGAAAAACUUGAAUUUUUACAAAACUUUGAGACAAAUUAGUAUCUUAAUUUACUCAGUCUUGCAGGUAUUUAUGAGAUGAUGUACAGGUCUAAGUGUAUUUAAUUUUGGGAUAUGUAAGAAUUAACUUGAAUUUUCAAUAUUUAUAUGUCUACCUUAAAUGUUGUAGUGUUAUUUUAUGGAAAUAGAAAUAAUGUUUAUGGGCACAUGGGUUUCUUUGGUAUCUGUCAGACAAAAAACAAUUGGUUAGACUGCUGCAUUUUGGUAGAAUCUUGCACGUUUCACAGCUUAAGAGCAACAUACUUUCCUCAUUACAUUUCCUAAACUUCUUAUAUUUCCAUCCAUUUCUAUGAAUUUGUGAUUUUCAGCACAUGUAUACUGUAUCAGGCUGGUGGUCAUGUCUGCUCUUCUUCAGAUUUAUUGUCACAAUGAGGGAUUAUACCAAAACUUGCCUGCUUUAUUUGUGUCAUGCUCAGCCUAAUUUAACUUGGCCUGCAGGACCGCAUACAGUAUCCUUAUUGUACAUGUUGUGAUGCUUUUAAUGAAUCUUUGAGUGACACUAAAUGGUGUUUCUAAAUAACAUUGCAA